AUGUACAACAAAGAGAAGCCAUUGAAAUCAGAUGCCAUACUUGCCAGAGAAGGAAAAUUUGUAUGGAGAAUCAAACAUACCUCAAAGCAGAAGUAUUCCCCGGAAAGAGGCAAAGAAGCAGGCUCCAUGCAAAGAAGGUCGUCACGCUUUCGAUUCCCUUGGUCAAAACCACAAGCUCCCGGCCCAUCCCAAAGCCCUUCCAAACCCACUGUCUCCCGAACCCCUACACGGACAACCACCACAACUCCCACUCAGAACCAAACCACUGCCACUCCAACCCCUACCCAACCCACCACCAGAAGUCCCACUGGGAGCCAACCCGUUGCCUCCCCAUCCCCUACCCAGCGAACCACCAGAAGUCCCACUGGGAGCCAACCCACUGCCACCACAUCCCCAACCCCACCAACUACCAGAAGUCCCACUGGGAGCCAAUCUGCUGCCACCACAUCCCCAACCCCACCAACUACCACAAGUCCCACUGGGAGCCACCCCGCAGUCACACCAUCCCCUACCCAGCGAGCCACCACAAGUCCCACUGGGAGCCAAUCCGCUGCCACCCCAUCCCCAACCCCACCAACCACCAUAAGUCCCACUGGGAGCCAACCUGCUGCCACACCAUCCCCAACCCCACCAACCACAACAAGUCCCACUGGGAGCCAAUCCACUGCCACAUCCCCAACACUACCAACUACCACAAGUCCCACUGGUAGCCAACCCACAGCCACACCAUCCCCUACCCAGCAAACCACCACAAGUCCCACUGGGAGCCAACCCACAGCCACACCAUCCCCUACCCAGCGAACCAUCACAAGUCCCUCCCAGAUCCAACCCACUGCCACCACAUCCCCAACCCCACCAACUAACACAACUCCCACUCAAAGCCAAGCCGCAGCCACCCCAACCCCUACCGAGGCAACUACCAAAACUCCAACUGGGAGCCAACGCGCUGAUGCCCCAACCCUUACCCCGUCCACUGCCACAACACCUACUGUGAGCCAACCUGCUACCACCCCAACACCUUCCCAACUCACUACCACAACUCCCAGCCAGAGGCCACCAUUAAGACCUCCGAGGACAACCCCAAGACAGCCAACUCAAACACCAAGAACAUCUGGUACAGUCACUGCAGAUCAAGCUGCUUCUCAACUAACAUCACCACCCGGUCGAGCAGCUCAAACCCGAGGGGCUGAGUCAUCACAAUCCCGUGUAGCCACUCAACCGCAAGCUGCCUCUCAGCCCUCAUCCUCAUCUCAGUCAACUUCCCAGCCCCAAAGAACAGCUCAAACAACCCCUCAGCCACGAUCCCCAACUCGUUUGGUCUCUGAGCCUGCUGGUAAAACACCCUCAGUCCCUGUUUCUCCGUCUAUCACAGCCUCUCAAGUGCAACCAAUAGUAGAAUCAGUUUCUCAGACCCCUUCGCAUUCUAAAACAUCACAACCCCCAACUCAAGAGAGUUCUCAACCUCAGCCUCCUCCCAGUUCCAAUGAGGCCCCACCCCCUAUCCCUGAAAGAGAGGAACCAAAACCAGUUGUGUCUUCUCCACAGCCAGUAGAGCCUCAACCCAAGAUAGAAACAAUGUCAAAUACUGUCACAGGCUCCAAGGACCUAACCACGGUCGAAACAAACACUCAACCCAGUGGAAUGGAAACACAACCUUCAAAUGUAUCAGACCCCGUAGCAGAUUUUACUCCAACUCCAGCAGUGGCUCCAGAAACACCUAACCCACCCCAACCAGCAGGUUCUCCUUCAAGAAUGGCCAAGAUAAAGCCCCUCUCAGUAUCAGAUGUGAAGUCUCAGGAAACUAAAGAAGGGGAGGGAGCAAUGCAAAAGACCAAUGGUAUAGUAAAUGAAGAAUCAAAGCAGAAGGGCAUCACUGAGCUUCACACUGUCUUUUCAAGCCCAAAAGAACAGAUCAAAGAACAGUCGGUUGUCUCAUUUCCGACAGAACAGAUCAAAGAACAGUCGGUUGUCUCAUUUCCGACAGAACAGAUCAAAGAACAGAUAAAGCCCCUCUCAGUAUCAGAUGUGAAGUCUCAGGAAACUAAAGAAGGGGAGGGAGCAAUGCAAAAGACCAAUGGUAUAGUAAAUGAAGAAUCAAAGCAGAAGGGCAUCACUGAGCUUCACACUGUCUUUUCAAGCCCAAAAGAACAGAUCAAAGAACAGUCGGUUGUCUCAUUUCCGACAGAACAGAUCAAAGAACAGUCGGUUGUCUCAUUUCCGACAGAACAGAUCAAAGAACAGAUAAAGCCCCUCUCAGUAUCAGAUGUGAAGUCUCAGGAAACUAAAGAAGGGGAGGGAGCAAUGCAAAAGACCAAUGGUAUAGUAAAUGAAGAAUCAAAGCAGAAGGGCAUCACUGAGCUUCACACUGUCUUUUCAAGCCCAAAAGAACAGAUCAAAGAACAGUCGGUUGUCUCAUUUCCGACAGAACAGAUCAAAGAACAGUCGGUUGUCUCAUUUCCGACAGAACAGAUCAAAGAACAGAUAAAGCCCCUCUCAGUAUCAGAUGUGAAGUCUCAGGAAACUAAAGAAGGGGAGGGAGCAAUGCAAAAGACCAAUGGUAUAGUAAAUGAAGAAUCAAAGCAGAAGGGCAUCACUGAGCUUCACACUGUCUUUUCAAGCCCAAAAGAACAGAUCAAAGAACAGUCGGUUGUCUCAUUUCCGACAGAACAGAAACAGCAGAAGCAGGAAGUGGUGCUCAGCACAAAGGAGGUGUUAACCACCUCCGUCUCUACUGGAAAACAAACCAAAGCCAUGCUUUCAAAUAUGAAAGAGAAAAAAAAGGUAAGCGAAUCUCAUCAAAAGUCUGCUAUAAUCAACGGAGGGCGUGUUCCCCUGCACAAGAAGAUCAGGGAUGAUAUUUCUGAUUUUGUUCAUCAUAUGGUUGUUGGGCACCAAAAGCAUGACAUGGAAAAAAAAGUGGUGAGCGUUAUAACCCUUGCUGGUGAAAGUAGAGGAGCAUCCAUGCACCUAGGUUCUGAGCCAGCAACAAAAGAAAGCAUAAUCCAUAUUCACAGAGGCUAUAAGAUCAAUCCUGAUGAGAGUGUCGAAGCCACCACUGAUGGAGAGGAAGGCUCCAAAAUGAGAAAGUCAGAAGAUGCAAAAACCAAAGAAGUUAAGGGAACACAAGCAUAUACAAACAGUAACAUACAGGGAAUCAAUAACUCAAUCAUGCUGAACAGUUCCAUCACCGAAAGAAACCCUGGUGUCCACCUGGUUCUCUCUUGUAAUCCACCAGAACCGAUCAAGUCAAAAAGAAAACCAGAACCCCUUGAAACACAUAAGGCUGAAUUCAACGUCACGCCCACCCAGAAGCUCACUUACGAGCCCAGAGUCAGAAGGAGAUGCCUCAGAGGCAUUUUCAUGGAACCUAGUGAUUCAGACCCAGAAAAUCCUGACAAGCAUCGUCGUCAUGGUUGCCAAUAUGGCUGCGGGGAGAAGAGUAAACAUAAUGAGAUAGAUAUUAUCUGAACAAGUGAAUUACUGCAUAUUUACAACACCAGAUGCUGGCAGAUAACAACCCUGCACAUUAUAAGAGAAUUUUUUAAAACAAAGCAAUAACCAGGACGCUACAUCACCCAUGGAGUCCUGUUUGUCAUUGUAUGCAUACCUCAAAUCGUUCGAAUUUCAUGGAGGAAGGUGUGGUGUGCAAAAUUCUGUACUCAAAAGUUAAAUGCUGAUUACCAAG
Molecule: messenger RNA, 3685 nt
Organism: Ilex paraguariensis (yerba mate)
Lineage: Eukaryota; Viridiplantae; Streptophyta; Magnoliopsida; Aquifoliales; Aquifoliaceae
Source: the annotation of a GenBank genome assembly